Messenger RNA from Capsicum annuum, 745 nucleotides. RefSeq lists its product as uncharacterized. The transcript has 2 exons. The record is from RefSeq and is a predicted model, not a curated record. Lineage: Eukaryota; Viridiplantae; Streptophyta; Magnoliopsida; Solanales; Solanaceae. Bases 155 to 592 code for a protein of 145 amino acids.
UCUCUCUUUCUCUAAAACAGAGAGAGAAGAAGACGAUACAUCUCAAGUUCUCUCUCGGUUCUCUUCUCACAAACACCUCCGUCGCCAUCUCUAUGUUCUUGUGUUGUCAUCACCAUCUCCAUUACUAUCUUCGAACUUAGAUCUCUAAGAUUCAAUGGCUCUAAGGGAAAGAAGAGGAACAAUUGUCAUUACCACUAAAAAUACAAGAAGGCAAAUUAGUAAACGGAGACAAAUAGAAGAAGAAAAGGAAGAAAGCACAAGAUUGGAGCAGUCUGUAGGAGAAGAUGGAAGUACAAGGUUGGAGAAGUCUAUAGAAGAAGGAAGCAGAAGGUUGGAGAAUUCUACGGAAGAAAAAGAUGAAGAAACAGGUGAAGCAGAUGCUUCUUCCACUAAUGCAAAUGCCUCAAAUGAUAAAUCCAAAAGUAAUGAAAAUGCAAAAGGUGAAAAUAGAGGAUUCGAGGAUGAACAGAGAACGAAACACCGACACGAUACACCUAUCUUGGAGGAGAAGACAUCUCAUAUUGUCGAAUUCUCUCCGGUCAAUCCUUCACCCGAUACCUUACUUGUCAAGCCUAUUAGAUAUUUGGAUUAAAGCUUUGAGACACUAAUUGAUGGUAUCCAAGUUUGAUGGGCUUUGUUAAUGUUAAGUCUGGGUUGUGUAAGUCUUUUUCUGAGUUUAGAAAGAUUUUAGAAGAUAAAAAAUUGAUGAAGUUCUUUAAAUCUUCAAUUUUCGGGAAGUACUUAA